Messenger RNA from Aspergillus fijiensis CBS 313.89, 1119 nucleotides. RefSeq lists its product as uncharacterized. The coding region runs from base 1 to 1119 and encodes 372 amino acids. The record is from RefSeq and is a predicted model, not a curated record. The transcript is spliced from 2 exons. Gene Ontology annotation, biological process: secondary metabolic process. Lineage: Eukaryota; Fungi; Ascomycota; Eurotiomycetes; Eurotiales; Aspergillaceae.
AUGGUUAACCUCGACGUGAUCCACGCCUCCAACACCACCCUGGUCAAGAGCCAACCCCUGGUAGCCGUCUUCUUCGGCGGCACCUCGGGGAUCGGCCACUACACCCUGCGCGCCCUGGCCACCGCCGAAUCGCAGCACCGAGGCAAAGGCCUGCGCGCCUAUCUCGUGGGCCGCAAGGCCCCCGCCGCCGAGACCAUCAUCGCCGAAUGUCGCACCCUGUACCCGGAGGGCGAGUACAUCUUCGUCCAGGCGCACGACCUCUCGCUGCUCCGGGACGUCGAUCGCGUCUGCGCCGAGAUCCUGUCCCUGGAGCAAGAGCGAGAGCGAGAGCGCGAGCAAGGGCAACCAAGCGCCGCCCCGAAUCCACGAAUCGACUACCUGAUGCUAUCCCACGGCGGAGCGCCGUUCCAACCCAGAAAAGAUACCGCCGAAGGCCUGGACACGACAAUGUCCCUCCUCUACUACUCGCGCAUGCGAGCCGUCACCAACCUCCUCCCUUUACUCCUCCAAUCCCCGCUGCCCGUGACAAUCGUCUCCGUCUACGCCGCGGGCUUUGAAGGCAAACUCUACACCGACGAUCUCUCGCUCCGCAAUUCCAAGCUCUACAGCUACACGCAGGCGCGCUCGCAUAUGAUUUACAUGCACACGUGGUUCAUGGAGCAGCUGGCCGAGAGGCACCGCGGCCGGUUGCGACUCGUGCAUAUCUUCCCGGGCUUGGUGCUGGGGCCCGCGUUCGCGAACCCGGAGCUGCCGGCCUGGUUCCGGGGGUUCUGGCGCUGGGUGUUCGUGCCGCUUCUGGGGCGCUGGGUGUCCGUGCCGGCGAAGGAGUGCGGAACCCGGAUGCUGAGCCUGGCGUCGCCGCGUUAUCCGCCGCGAGGAGGAGGGGCGGGCGGUGCAUCGGCUUCGGAGGGGGGUCAUCUCCAGAAUAAUGGAGAUGUGAUGAUGGGAACGGAUGGUCACCUGGGGAGUGGGGUCUACUCGCUUGGCUGGAAAGGUGAGUCGAAUAUCCAACUCAAGGCCUACGAGAAGUUCGAUCUGGCGGAGAUGAGGGCCAAGAUCUGGGAGCAUACGAUCAAGGCUUUCGAGACGAUCGAGAGGGGAGAUGUUUUCAAGGGUUGA